Penicillium manginii is the source of this 846-nucleotide messenger RNA. Its product is annotated as J-type chaperone JAC1. NCBI's taxonomy places the organism in Eukaryota, Fungi, Ascomycota, Eurotiomycetes, Eurotiales, Aspergillaceae. The record is from RefSeq and is a predicted model, not a curated record. Gene Ontology annotation, biological process: [2Fe-2S] cluster assembly; protein complex oligomerization. Gene Ontology annotation, molecular function: protein-folding chaperone binding; ATPase activator activity. The transcript has a single exon. Gene Ontology annotation, cellular component: mitochondrion. Bases 1 to 846 code for a protein of 281 amino acids.
AUGGCGUUCCGCGCGCAAAGCCUGCGAAAUCUAAGCCGACCAGCGGUCUCCAACCUAACCGCACAAUCCUCUCGAUCAGGAAUUUCCCGCACAAUCCAGCGAAAUGCCUGCACGCUCUAUCAACACCGCGGACAACCCGCUCAAAGCCAAACAGCCCCAACUCGACCACAACCAUCUACCCCAACAGUCUCGCCUUCACUUUAUUCCCGAUUCGCAUCUACAAAGUCCGGCAUCGACACAGCAGCCGGCGAAUCAUCUCUAGCCGGCGCCCCAGAUAUAACAAACUACUACACGAUCUUCCCGCGCUCAAUUCCAUCCGGCCCACCCCCAUCCUCCCCCUUCGAGAUCUCCAUCACCGAUCUCCGCCGCGAAUUCCUCCAACUCCAAGGCCUGAUCCACCCAGACAAAUACCCCUCCGGCGACGUAAAACAGCACGCCGAAGCCCUCUCCGCCCGCAUCAACGAGGCGUACCGCACCCUCGCCGACCCGCUCCUGCGCGCGCAGUACCUCCUCCGCGAAUGGCAUGGCAUCGAUGUGACAGCCGAAGACGGCGCGACGAAGCACGCGCUCGACCCGCAGACUUUGAUGGAGGUCAUGGAAGUGCAGGAGACUAUUGAGGAGGUGGGCGCGAGCCCGGAGGCGGAAGCGGAGAUUGAGGCGCUGAAGCAGGAGAAUGAUAUGCGGAUUAUGGUUUGCGUGGGGGCUUUAUCGGGGGCAUUUGACAAGGGAGAUAUUGAGGGUGCUAGGAUGGAGUGUAUUCGUUUGCGAUUCUGGUAUAGUGUUGGUGAGGGCUUGCGGGAGUGGGAGCCUGGUAGUACGCAGAUUCGUCUUGUGCAUGGUCAGUGA